GCAUCAUCCAACACACGUCUUUGCCAAAAUGACGACCGUGAUGGCGUCUCGGCGACCGCCCCUUCGGCCCCAGCAAGGACUACUUCAUGCUGCUGGUAGUGGCUUGACUGGUGGUGCCUUGUCUUCAAACAUGGAGCUUGAAUUGAUCCGCACGAUCUUGGGAGAAGACGUGCCGACGAGUGUCCUGUUGUCGUGUCUACAUGCUGCUUCGAACGACGUGUCGACGGCCGUAAACUUGUACUUUAGCCAGCAACCCACGACUGAUAUCCCCAUCGAUCUCACGAAGAGCAUUCGAAGCUCGAUGCCGGUGACGGUGCACCCGUUCGACGAACCCGGGAUGCUUAGCAACUUGAAUUUGACCGCGUCACUCACGACCGGCGCCGUCGACGUCAUAAGCGCGGCAAACGAGCGGUUCAAGGUGCUGCGUUUUCGAAAACGCGGCAAAGCGGGCGCGGACAUGCUGCUUCGGAACGGCGACAUCGUGUCGCUGGAGUGCAAUGGGUUGUGGCUGUGCGCGCGGAAGAACAACGCUUUGCAGUGGAAACCUGUGAACGACACUGACGACAGAAACAAGUUCGUCGUGCGCGGGUUGGCCCUUGGAACCGUCAUGACGGUCGGAGAGCCGUUCUUCCUGACGUCGUACCGGUGGAAAGACCGUGAAAUCGCCAUUCGUCACACUCAGAGCAUUGGACUGACGCUAAACCUGCCGUGGAACAGCUUGAUGAAGUCGUCGGAUGCGCCAAACUCAGCGUCAAACAACCUCAACCACGUGCAUCGUUGCUUUCUAGGACUGGCGCGGUCCACCGAGGGCGAUUGGCGACUGUAUUUUCGCGCUGCGUUGACGUCGAAAGCGGCACUGUCCAUCGCAAAAGCUCGAUCCGUGGCACCGCUCAACAUUCGCGUCGAGAAACCUAUGAAGAGACACCAGUCCAACAAUCGCCUGAGCCGCGUCCACGAAGACGAAGAAGUCACGGCUGUGAGCCCGAUUGCAAUGGAAAAGCUCCAACAAAUGCGGAUGGUCCUUGGCGGGUCCUCGACAGUGUCGCAAGCAAAGCUCAUCGAGUACCUGGAUGGCGCAGGUGGAAAUGUGCAAAUCGCACUUGAACACUACUUUAUGAACCACACAGAGCGCAAACGAACUCGACCCGAUAGUCACUUGCUCUUGCCCAUGCCGCGACAGAGUAUUCCAGUACCUCUGCCGGCUUCACCGUCGAUGGUGGCUGCUCCGUCGCCGCCCAAGCCUUCCGUGCAACCUCCGUCGUCCAUGCUGCAAAAACCACUCACGAUCGAAGACUUUGAAAUGCUCAACGUACUUGGUCGCGGCAGUUUUGGCGCCGUCAUGAUGGUCCGGUACAAGCAAGAUGGUCGCAUCUUUGCGAUCAAAAUUCUCAAGAAGAGCGCGAUGGAUUCGACCGACAUGCAAAACGCCAUGGAAGAGCGACAGAUUCUCCAGCGCCUCAAGCACCCGUACGUGUCGUCGCUCGUGUUUGCGUUCCAGACCAGCGAGCGCCUCUACCUCGGCAUGAAGUUUUACGCGGCCGGCGAUCUGUUUUACCACCUCAACCAAAAAGGUUGUGCUGGUGGUUCAAUCCUGCGCAUGCUAAUUUUUGGAUUGGCCAAAAUGUUUGGAAUGAUAGCUUCUUGUCGUUUGGAUUGGCUGACGAGAUUUAUUUUGUUCAAUCAAAGGGGGAGGACUGCCGUUAGCCGAUGCCCGACUGUACGCUGCCGAGCUCGUGUUGGCAAUUUCGUACUUGCACUCGCUCAACAUUUUGUACCGCGAUUUGAAGCCGUCCAACAUUAUGAUCGACGAAGAGGGCCACAUUGGAAUUGUGGACUUUGGUUUAUCCAAGCAGCACAUCCAGGGCAGCUCUCACGGCGUCAAGACACUCUCUGGCACGGCUGAGUACGUUGCGCCGGAAGCGCUUGUCCAGACCGCCGACGGGACCAGGGACUAUGGCAAAGCGUAUGACUGGUGGAGCUUUGGCAUUGUUCUGUACGAAAUGAUUGUGGGAGUGAGUCCAUUUUACCACACCAACGAACGUACCAUGCUCCAACGCAUUGUUCAUGCCGACGUGCGCUUUCCAUCCGAUUUUCCGGCCGAUGCCAAGUCGCUCGUUCGGGGUGCCUCGCGCGUUGAUUAAUUAUGUGUUUACCUGACGCAUUUUGCAAUAGGGCUGCUCAACCGCGACCCCAAAGCUCGUCUAUCGGGCGACGCGAUCCAGUCCCACCCGUUCUUUGCCUCGAUCAACUGGACCAAGUUGUACAAUCGCCAAGUGCCAGCGUACUGGAAGCCCGAUUUGUCGAGUGAAACAGACACCAAGUACGUCGACCCUGAGUUUACACGGGAUGGGCCGCCGUCCGCCGUAUACGACGUGGCCACCUCGGGAAAAAAGACCUGGAGCAAGCGGUUUAGCCAAUUUUCGUUUGACUUUAGCCGCGACGACAAUAAAAAGUAAAUUCGCUUGUCCAAUCAAAA
Messenger RNA from Aphanomyces invadans, 2476 nucleotides. RefSeq names its product AGC protein kinase, variant 5. The transcript has 11 exons. Lineage: Eukaryota; Oomycota; Saprolegniomycetes; Saprolegniales; Verrucalvaceae. Gene Ontology annotation, molecular function: protein serine/threonine kinase activity; ATP binding. The coding region runs from base 29 to 1903 and encodes 624 amino acids. The record is from RefSeq and is a predicted model, not a curated record. Gene Ontology annotation, biological process: peptidyl-serine phosphorylation; intracellular signal transduction.